This is a messenger RNA of Vombatus ursinus (common wombat), 1702 nucleotides long. It is a transcript of the gene TMEM187, whose product is annotated as transmembrane protein 187. The record is from RefSeq and is a predicted model, not a curated record. Lineage: Eukaryota; Metazoa; Chordata; Mammalia; Diprotodontia; Vombatidae. Gene Ontology annotation, cellular component: transport vesicle. The transcript is spliced from 3 exons. Bases 600 to 1565 code for a protein of 321 amino acids.
CCGCGCCCGCUUCGGGCUCCCUGACGCAAUCGCCUACGCUACAACCCUGACCUAAGCCUGAGGGCGACCACUGGGGCAGCCACGAGCUCUCCGGACCUUCUGGCCCGUGUGCGCGCGGAGCCUGAGGCGGCCACUUGGCACCCCCAGCCUAGCCCAGCCCAGCCCUGCAGCUCAGGCCGCCGCCACUGCCCUGGGAGCCGCCAUCUUGGGACCGGCUCCUCCUUUCCCCCUGCUCUCCUCCCGGCUCAGUUUCCGCAGCAGCAAAGCAAAAGAAAGACAACGGCAAUGCCGCUUCCUCCUUCGCGAGGAUCCCCUGCUCCCCUCUCUGCGCCCUGCAGAGCGCUGAAGUUAAGCCCGAAGGUAGCAGCUGUACGGCACAGAAAGCGGUAGACUCAGGGCGCUCAUGCCUCCUCCCUGGGAGCCGCCAUCUUGAGUGGAGAAGCAACAACUAAACAUGGCGACGGCGGCUGGUCGGGAGGGCGGGGCUUGAGGAACGUCACUCCCCCAGCCCUCGUUCCUCCCUCCCCUCUAGGGCCCUUAAAGGGACCGGCAACCCUAAAUCUUUAGGUAAUUCCUCAGCGGACUUUUCGAAGCUAGCAAUGUUUUAUCCGCUCCUCCCCUUCAGGGCCCUUAUGGAUCCAUGUCAUCCCUCCUCCCUGGGAGUCGCCAUUUUGGCCCCGCCCCUCUCCCCCAUAGCGACAGGGAAAGAGGCAACUGACAAGAAAACCAUCUUUCUUCAGGGAUUUAAGAGACUAACUUAUAGGAUGAAGCAAGAGUGUUACCAGGCCUUGAACCAUGUGCUUCUUACAGCCUGCUUAUGUAUUGUCACUGUCAGCACUGGGCUGUUUGAUGAUGUCUUCACUGAAGUUGGCUAUGAACAUUAUGCAGAGGUUCCAGUUCAAUCCUUUCCGACCUUUCUAGCCAUGCCUUUCAAUUCUGUCAUUAAUGUGGGCUACCUGCUGUUGGGAUGCUACUGGCUUCUGAAAAAUAAGAAAGUCAUAGGAAAUGAUGAAGAUGUGAGACAGGCCCACUACCUGAAAGAUGUCUUUGCAGGCAUGGCCCUGGUGUAUGGUCCUAUUCAAUGGGUACGCAUCUGGACCCAGACUCAUCACUCUGCUGUUCUGGACCAGUGGUUUACCUUGCCCAUUUUUGCUUGGUCAGUGGUCUGGUGCCGCUACCUGGAGGAUGGUUGGCAGCCCUGGUUGUUCCUUUCUAUUGAGUGUAUAUCCCUGGCCAGUUACGGCCUUACUCUGUUCCACCAUCUUGGAUUUGAUAUAGCCCUAGCAUGUCAUAUUCUUGCUGCUGUGUGGAGUGCCAUACAUGUGCACCAGGAAUAUGGAGAUCCUGUCUCUGCCACAUAUAUCAGCCUGGCUUUGAUAUCUUGCCUGGGCUUUAUUGUCCUUAAGCUGGGUGACCACUGGCUUGCACAGUGGCCUCUCUUCAAGGAACUGACUGGACACUUCUGGUCGAAAAUUUGCGACAUCAUGCAGUUCCACUUUGCGUUUUUGUUCUUGACACAUUUCAGUAGUCCCCAAAGGUGCAUUGCUGAGGAAAAGAACAUUUGAGUGGGCUAAAAAGCUUCUAAAGUAUUUUAGUUAAUACAUACAUUUGAAAAAGUGUUCUAGCCAAGUAUAUACAUCCAUUCCAUGUUUAUGCUCAAUUCAUUUUCUAUUUUCUUUGUUUCUUUUGUCCAUGUUUUUCA